Molecule: messenger RNA, 1591 nt
Organism: Onychostruthus taczanowskii (white-rumped snowfinch)
Lineage: Eukaryota; Metazoa; Chordata; Aves; Passeriformes; Passeridae
Product: receptor tyrosine-protein kinase erbB-3-like
Exons: 14
Biological process (GO): cell surface receptor protein tyrosine kinase signaling pathway; positive regulation of cell population proliferation; multicellular organism development
Cellular component (GO): basal plasma membrane; signaling receptor complex
Molecular function (GO): neuregulin receptor activity; neuregulin binding
Source: RefSeq, a predicted model, not a curated record
AUGACCCUGACCACCACGAGCAGGACACGGCCAGCUGGGAGGGGACAUUGCUGUGACCGUGCGGGGGUGGCCGUGGUGGCCGUGGUGGCCGCGGCGGCCCCGGUGACGCGGCGGGUGCCCGCAGUGUGCGCGGGGACGCUGAACGGGCUGAGCGUGACGGGGGACGCGCAGCACCAGUACCAGACCCUGCACAAGAUGUACAACAACUGCGAGAUCGUCAUGGGCAACCUGGAGAUCGUCCUCAUCGACCACACCCAGGACCUCUCCUUCCUCCAGACCAUCCGGGAGGUGACCGGCUACAUCCUGAUCGCCAUGAACGUGUUCGCGGCGCUGCCGCUGCAGAACCUGCGCGUGAUCCGCGGCACGCAGUUCUACGAGGAUCGCUUCGCGCUCUUCGUGCUGCUCAACUACAACCCCAACACCACGCACGCCCUGCGCCAGCUCGGCCUCAACCAGCUCACCGAGAUCCUGGCGGGGGGCGUGUACAUCGAGAAGAACGCGCAGCUGUGCCACGUGGACACCGUGGAGUGGAGGGACAUCAUGAGGGACACGCGCCUGGAGCCGCUCGUGAGGGACAACGGCCGGGGCUGUGCCCCGUGCCACGAGAGCUGCGGCGGCCACUGCUGGGGGCCGGGCCCUGAGGACUGCCAGAAACCCACCCUGUGCAUGCACUGCUUCGCCUGCCGGCACUUCAACGACAGCGGCGCGUGCGCCUGCCGGCACUUCAACGACAGCGGCGCGUGCGCCUGCCGGCACUUCAACGACAGCGGCGCGUGUGCCUGCCGGCACUUCAACGACAGCGGCGCGUGCGUGCCGCUGUGCCCGCAGCCCCUGAUCUACAACAAGCUGACCUUCCAGCUGGAGCCCAACCCCGACACCAAGUACCAGUACGGGGGGGUCUGCGUGCGGGAGUGCCCCCACAACUUCGUGGUGGACCAGAGCUCGUGCGUGCGCGCCUGCCCCAACGACAAGAUGGAGGUGGAGAAGAACGGGCUGAAGAUCUGCGAGCCCUGCGCGGGGCUGUGCCCCAAGGCCUGCGAGGGCACCGGCGCCGGCAGCAAAUACCAGACCGUGGACUCCAGCAACAUCGACACCUUCAUCAACUGCACCAAGAUCCUGGGCAACCUCGACUUCCUCAUCACGGGCCUCGAGGGGGACCCCUGGCGCAACAUCUCGGCGCUGGACCCGGAGAAGCUGAACGUGUUCCGGACGGUGCGGGAGAUCACGGGGUACCUGAACAUCCAGUCCUGGCCCAAGCACAUGCACAACUUCAGCGUCUUCUCCAACCUGGAGACCAUCGGGGGAAGGAGCCUGUACAACCGCGGUUUCUCGCUGCUGAUCAUGAAGAACGAGAACGUGACCUCGCUGGGGCUGCGCUCGCUGCGGGAGGUGAGCGCGGGCCGCGUGUACAUCACCGAGAACCGGCGGCUCUGCUUCCUGCACACCGUGCACUGGGCCGCGCUCAGCCGCAGCCGCGCCGACCUCGACAUCCGCAACAACCGGCCCCGCAGCAAGUGCCGUGCGUGGGACGGGCUGGGGAGGGGGCGUGGGACCCCCCCCGGGCACCCCCAGACCCCUCCAGGGGCCCCCG